AUGGAUCCUGGAACUGUUCCCGACGCAGUAAGAGCGCAACCGCAGCAGAUUUUAACGGCAGAAGCUUUGCAAGCAGCUCUUGCGGCGUUGCUGCCCGGUGCCAACCUAGGGGCAGCCCAGCUGCUAUCAGUGCCCGCGCAGCACGCAGCCCUCAGCCAGGCAUUACAAGUCCAGCCAGAGCAUCCAAGCUUAACGAAACAGCCGGGAAAGCGAAAAGCGACUAAAACAAGCGUCGAGGAAAUUUCGACCGCCACGGGCCCGCCGCGCCCUCCACCUAUUAAGCAUGAAGUAUACGAAGAUCUAGAAGAAAAAUUCAACCAGUUGCAAGCAGAUCGUGAGCAAAAGCGCCACCGCGGCAACCCAAAGGGCUACCAGAUCAAGUCCUUCUGCAAGAACCCGGCAUGCGGCAAACAGCUGAAUGGCGGCCGCACCAACCGGUGCGAGCACUGCGGCUUCGACCUGGCGUCCCACCGCCGCAACUCACAGCUGGAGCGGCUCAUCAAAUCAGGUCCCCUGACACACGCGCAGGUCCGCACCUCCCUCCGCGAUGCGGCGAAUGAGGUUCAUGUACGGACGGGCGGCAAGGCGGUGGUGCUGACGCUGAUGUACAUUGAGGGAGGAGGUCCAGCGCCGGCGCAGGCCAUCGCUUACGGGAAGCCGGCGGCGGCGUUUGUGGAGAGCCGUAAGGAGCUCAUCACCAGCUUUGAGGCGGCAUGCAGGGAUCACUUCCGGGAGCAGCAGCAGUCGCCGCCGGGUGCACCACCGGGUGUACAGCCCCUACAGCCGCUUCACCACCCGCAGCUGCACGGCCCUUUAAAUCAGCAGCACCAACACCACAAUGAGGCGGCGGCUGCCGCCCAGCUCGGCAACCCGCCGCCGCUUCUCGCCCCUCCUGGUACCACCACUGCCGCCUCCGUUGCGGCCGCCGGUCGUCCUUGUACCCUAGGCCCCAGCAGCCAACUCCUGUCGACGGUUAACGCGGCGGCGGCGGCGGCAGCCGCAGCCGCUGCGGCAGCGGCGGCCGCCCCUGCCGGUGGCGCUUUACAGCCUGGGGGACAGCCGCCACCGCCUGCAGCGGCCCCAGCCCUUCUGCCCCCGGCAGGGCUCACGACCCCUCCUGGACCCCCGAUGGACUUGGAGGGGGUCAUCGCCUCCACGCUGACGGACCCGUGGGUCGCUAUUGCGCGCUGCCGCGAGGCACGCGUGUCUGGAGAGGUGUUGGCGCGGCUGCCGCAGUCGAUGCAGCUGACGGUGUUGAUGCAGGCGGGUCUGCUGCCCGGGGAGGCUGCCAGUGUGGUGGUGGAGCUGGAGUCGCGGCAGCGGCUGCAGCAGCUUCCUGUCCUGUCACUGGCGGCCAUUGCACAGCAACUGGCCCAGCUGCCACAGCACCAGCAACACACGGCAGCCCCGCCGCCGCCGCCAGCUAUCGCCCUGGUCCACGCCGCCACGCAGCAGCAGCAGCAGCAGCCGGGUGCUGGGCUCCAGCAUCAUCAUGCGACACCACCGCCGCCGCUGCAGGCGCAGCCACCGGCAGUGCAGGCGUGGGGAACGGGAGCGGGGAGCGCCCCGGGACCUAAUGGUGCUGCAAUGGCCGGCGGCGGUGGUGACGGUGCCACCGCCGCAGCCGCUGCCGCUCCAGGUGGGCUCCAGCCUUAUCAUCAUCAUGCCGCGGCGAGCUGCGGCCUGGUUCCGAGCGGGGCGGCAGCGGCGGCGGCGGCGGCGGCGGCAGCGUUACAUGGUGGCGGCGGCAUGGGGCCCCUCCUGGGGCCGAUACAGGCGGCGCUCAUGGCCGCAGCGGCGGCGGGCUCGACCGCAGAGGGCGUCCUUGGACAAGCCACACAGGCGGUGACAGUGGCGAGCCACGGGAACCAACAGCAGCAGCAGCAACACCACCACCAGCAACAGCAGCAGCAGCAGCUCCAGGGAUUGGCGGCGGGUACACAGGCGCCGGGGCAAAUGCCAGGACCGGACUUAGGCGCUAGCGGACUAGGGGCUCAGUCGGUGGUGCAGGUGCAGGAACCUGCGCCGGUCCUAACACAGCUGCUGCAGCCGCAGCUGUAA
Molecule: messenger RNA, 2061 nt
Organism: Volvox carteri f. nagariensis
Lineage: Eukaryota; Viridiplantae; Chlorophyta; Chlorophyceae; Chlamydomonadales; Volvocaceae
Exons: 5
Coding region: 1-2061 (686 amino acids)
Source: RefSeq, a predicted model, not a curated record